This is a messenger RNA of Actinia tenebrosa (Australian red waratah sea anemone), 1105 nucleotides long. RefSeq lists its product as uncharacterized. NCBI's taxonomy places the organism in Eukaryota, Metazoa, Cnidaria, Anthozoa, Actiniaria, Actiniidae. The record is from RefSeq and is a predicted model, not a curated record.
AACAAGGGAAUUCGGUUUUCUCCAUCGAGUUUUAAAGACUACAGCAAAAUAGCUAGUCAUGCUUCAUCACCAAAAAAACACAGAGUGUUUGCUUUUCAUCUUCAUAUAUUUUGGGUACUUUUAUCUUACAUUGACUCAGGAUAAUUUACAAACAUCGUUCACAAAAGUUCCAUUCAAAUCGCUGGAGGGAAACUCGACCCAACAUAUUUUGGUUUCCAGUAUUUUAAGAUGUUGUUGGAAGUGCCAGCGUUUGCCAGAGUGCUUCUCUUUGAACUUCUCUCACCAGCCCAAGCAAAAUGGCUUGUAUGAAUGCGUUUUGCUUAGCAGCAAUGAAAACCAGUCUGGUAGACUCUUGAAACCUUCUGAUGCUUAUCAUCACUAUAUUCGAUUGCAAGCAUCGAAGCUGUUACCCGCCAUCCCCGACCGUGAGGAAGCUGAGAAAAGUUGGUUAAAGAUUAACUCAUGUCCUGUGUGUUUCGGAGCAAAGAAUUCUUCAUAUGGACGAUUUGACCUCAAACAAAAUGGAACAAUCACCACCGUCAAGCUGGUGCAUCUCUUUGGAUAUGUCACGUGCAAUUAUAAACACCAAUCAGCGAGUAGCAAUUGGGGAUGUGGGGCUUACGUCAGCGGUGCGAACAAAACAUUUCCUGACAAACUUUUGACRAUAAUCACCAAUGACAAAAACCAGAAGAUUUUACCGCAAGAUGAAUAUAUUGAAAAACCUAAUAUCCUAGCAUACGUUCUUCCUGGGGAAUUUACUUCUCAGUCUCCUGAACUGAUUUUUCCAAAUUUCACUACUCCAAUGAAGGUGGCCGCUGGUCAAGAGUAUCGCAUCUGGUACGGACAGGAUCUUCUAGACGUUUUCGAAGACAAGAAUAAUGGGACUGCAUGUGCUGAUGUGUAUAUGUAUGGAUGGUUUGGUUAGAGUUCUACUAUAGCCGAAGAGGCCCAUGACAGCUGAUAUAUGUAUAUGGAUGUGUUGAUACGGCGUAUAUGUAUGGGUGGUUUGGUUAGAGUUCUACUAUAGCUGAAGAGACCCAUGACAGCUGACAUAUGUAUAUGGAUGUGUUGAUACAGUGUAUAUGUAUGGGUGGUUUGGUUAGAG